CAGGAAAGCAGAGGCGAUGGCCUUGAGGAGGCCUUUAUAGCCUUGCAGGAGAAACCGGAGUCACGCCGUUUGCCACAGGCCCGCGCGCGAGGGCCCUGCUUCCCGCUUUGGGGAAUUGAACCUUGACUCGGCAGCUGCUCCCUCGUGGAGGCGAGGCCUGUGAGCGGGACUCGGCUGCUUCAGGCGCCAAGGAGGGGAGCGAGCCCGCGCGCCGCUCUGCCCCUUUGCCCCUGGAAGCGCCCGCCUUAGCGGGGCGGAGAGAGCGGACUCCGCCCGCGCCCGUCACGAGGAGCCAUGUAAACAGUGUCGGUUCGCAGGCUUCCCGAGGAGGCGGCGGCUGUUGCCUUUCCUCCGCUAUGGAGGAUAGCCUGGCCCGCGCCUUCGGAGGCCUGAGCCUCCGCCAGCCCCCCGCGCAAGGCAAGGGCCCCCCUCGCAGGAGGCGCCGCUUCAGCAAAAGCCUCUACUUGCUGCGAGGCCUGCCCGGCUCCGGGAAAAGUACUCUGGCCAGGUAAAAAAAAACACCCUUCUCUUUUCGAAGGAGAGAGGACUCCUUCAGCUCUCGAGUCGUAAAACGACGGAGACGGAGUCUUGAGCGGGAAAACCGCGCUUUCUCACCUCGAAGCUUUGUGAGGGAGGGUAGACAGGUUGCUCAGCAGGCGCUCUGGACAUGCUCCGCGGCUUUUGAUUGGCGCGGGAACCUGCGACCCUCCAGAUGUGUUGAGGAUUCUGUGAAAAGCGGGCAAAGCUGGUGGAAGUUGGCAUGCAGAAGCGACUGGAGGGCCUGGGGUCCCCGACCCCCCGACCCCACCACCUCUGGUUUUCUUGGCAUUCAAGAAGGGUUCUGGGAUAAAGAAGCCCUGGGUUCAGCAAAGCGAUGCGUGCUCCAUGUUGAUGGAAAGAGGGGUGGGGUCAACUUUAUUUUUUUCUAGUAGGAUGGCUCCUGUGGUCGACAUUAGAUAGGCGUAUUUCCUUGUCACUGUACCACCAUGCAUAGCUGUCAACUUUCAGAUUUGAAAAUAAGGGGUAAAUAAGGGAUCAGCAGCCUCACCUGUCCUGGGGACAGUCUACGGGAUAUCUAACAAUCCGGGAUAGCAGCGGGAAACGGCGUUGAAAUAAGGGAAUUUCCCGCAAAAAAAAAGGGAAGGUUGACAGCUAUGCCACCAUGCUGGGAAAAAGCUUUGUCUCUGGGGGUUCUGAUUGCUGCUGCACGAUUGUUCAAGGUACAGGAGCAUGUCUGAAACAAGUUGGGGCUGUUCAUGGUAGGUCAAGACAGAGCUCCAAGAUAGCUCAAGGAAACAAGAAGAGAAUUGGUGGGGUGGUGGCUGCUACUGCUCCUUCACAGCUGUCGCUGCCUCUCUUUUUCUGAGCUGCAGUUUUGUUUUCUUAAUUGGUUAUCAGUCCCUACCACCAGUGUAACCUUGAGUGAUAAGAGCAAUUGCCAGUAAUUAAAUAUAUUUUCUUUUUGUAAACAUAUAUUUGGUAUAUUUCCCUGUUUCGACAUGAAUAUUUACCGACGGGAAUUUCCCAAUCCUCAUAGGGCCUUGGUUCAGCUUGAUUCUGAGAAAAUCAAACAAGAUACUUUGGAAGGCAGUCAACAUUGCACUGAAAGCACACACACAAAAAUAUCGCUUUGAUUUUAAUGACUCUGGAUUUUGCCCUCGGUUACCAUUUUCCUAUGGUUAACGGAAGUGGAAAGAACUGUUUUGAUCACUUUAAGGAAAACAGCUAACGCCUUUGUUUUCUUUGUGAUGUCCCACAUUUUUAAUACAGAAUUUGAGUGGAGUCAACAUCAGAAACCUAUAAUCAGUAUGCAGUACUGUAAUAUAUUUCCUGAUGGCUUAAACUAAUAUAAACAUUUUCCAGCACAGGUAGCUUUCACCAAGGUUCCCUGAUUUGUGGCACACCAGUUGCCUCCCCCAACCAAGUAUUGUGACCUCCCAAGCCAGCAGCAAAAGCAGGAAGCAAAUUUAUUGAACUCUUAGGAGGGCCUGUUCUACAUCACUUUUGGGCUAUAUGUGGCUUGGUGGGUCACAAACCUCAUACUGGAUGAAAUGAAACAAGACACCAAAGACUAACAGCAGGUUUUGCAACUUUUGUAACUUGCACGUCACUAAAGGUAAAGUGAGUUGAACUGGAGUAUAAUGGUGAGAUUCACAUUACUCUUCGUUUCCAAGCACAGGUGUUAUGUUGUCUUCGAAGAGCAUAUAGUUACUAUCAAAGGCACAGCUCUUGAUUUUCUGCAUGAAACUGCUUGGAAAUGGCUUGUUUUUAAUUUCAUUGGCUUUCAAAAUGUGCUUCUGGCAAGCCAGUCAUGGAAACAUUGGCUCUGGUUUCACAUCUCACUGAUUUUAGGAAGUGCAAAAAAAUCUCACUCUAUUAGUAUGACAUGGUUCUGGUUCAACAGACCUGAAGAGUUCAUACUGAAGGCAUGCUGACUGAAAAGUGAAGGGUGAAGGAAGAGUUAAGCACUUUCCCCUUGCCUCACUCACCCCUUGGAUAUUUAGUCUUCUUGUCACAUCUCCAGGAUAAAGGAAGCACAAUUUAUAGCAAGUGUGAAGAGAAGCAUCUGGUCAAUGAGGACAGUAUUUUUAAAAAUGCACCUGAGAGUUGCACAAAGUCCACAGUAGUAUGCAUUUUAUAAGCAAAGCAUAUAUAUUAAACAGUUGGGAGCAUAGAGAUAAAUGUGACCUGACAGUUCAUUUCAGCUUGCUGGCCUCUCUCUUUACUUUUUUGAUAAAUUGAGGCCUGCCUCUGCCAUUGCUCAACAAGAUAAGGAAUUGAGAAAUGAAAGUUUGCAGUUAGACUCUUUUUUUCUAGAUCGCUUUUGGCUUAACUUGCUUUGUGAAAGGAUUCUUUUAUUGUGCUGAGAUAUUGCAGAUGAUACCUUGACAUUCCACCUCCAGACAUCAAGGCUCCAUUGCUGCAGCUUCACCUUUUUCAACAAAUCUUUCCCAUGAGAAGUCUGACAUAUUCUGUUGUCCUUUACUGUCAAGAGGAAACUUUAUGCUAGGGAUGGAUGGAUGCCAUUUGUUGAUAGUAUCUUAUAAGAGUAUAGACAAGUUGAGUCUGGAUUGAACAGAUGCUGCUUCAUCCAUAUCUAAGUGAGGCUAAGUCCAACUGCUAUAAACUGGUUAAGUGGUUGGGUUCUUAUCAUUCACUGUCCUUUAAAAAUAUUGUUGUGAAUGUAAUACAUAGAUGUGGGCUGGGGAACCUAUGUCCCUCUACUGUUGAACUACAACUCCCACCGUUCCUGACCAGUGGCUGUGGCUAAUGGGCAUUGGAGUUCAACAACAGCUGGAGGGCUAGUGUUUCCUUAUUGAUGAUAUAGAGCUUCCCUACCAGUCACACCCACCUGCACUGGAUUUUGCAUAGUUUGCUAUAAAAGGCAGACUCGACUGCUAUCCUGCCCUGAAAGGCUGUGGUCUGCAUCCACUGCGCCUAGACGAUUGCUCCUUUGCUGUUAUAAUAGCUCCUCCUCCCCAGGGCAGUAUUGGAUUAGGAGCAGGAAGACUGAGAUUCAAAUCCCCAUUGAGCCACAAAGCCUUGGGUCAGCCACUAUCUCUUAGCCUAACUUACCUCUCACAGGAUGGUUGUGAUGAUAAAUUGGGUUUUACGGUGGGGAGGAGAGAAACACGUAUGUUACUUUACAGUCUGAAAAAACUUGGGACCAGGAUACAUUACAGAUCAACCCCCUUGAUAUAGACCACACCAACCUUUAAGAUCUUUCAAUGGGGCCUUGCCUCUAAGCAUAUUGCCACUUGGUGACAACAUGGAAGCUGGCACUUUCCAUGGUAGCAGCAGCUCCCUGGAAUGCCCUGGAAAUUUCACUGAACGUUGUGUUUUUAUUUUUAUGCAAACUGCUUAAAGGUGGUUUUUAUUUUAUUGUAUUAAGUGGUAUUAAUAAAUAUUUUCUCCUGCAGUAAAUGGGGGGGGGGGCGCGGUUUAAUUUGCUGGUAAUUCAACCCUUGCUCGAAUGGUGCUUUAUUUUCAUUUGACGAUUCCUCUAAAAGUGCACGGGGAACAUUUGGGCCCCAAUUAAAUUGAAGGGUGGUGUUGGUUAGAAAAUGAAAAACUUCAUUUCUAAUAGUUUUACUAAUCCGUAUGAAGUUUUGACCUUUCCUUACAAUUGUUUGGUCUCAACAGGCAACUGAAACGUGAAUUUCCCAGUGCAGUUGUUCUGAGCACUGAUGACUACUUCUCUGCAGAGGAUGGCACAUAUGUGUUUGAUCCUGAUGCUCUAGAAGAUGCACAUAGAUGGAACCAAAAGAGAGGCAAGUACAGCCCUUCCAAUAAGAAUAAGAAUAAGAAUUUCUUAUUUAUACCCCGCCCAUCUGGCUGGGUUUCCCCAGCCACUCUGGGUGGCUUCCAACAAAAUAUUAAAAUACAAUAGUCUAUUAAACAUUAAAAGCUUCCCUAAACAGGGCUGCCUUCAGAUGUCUUCUAAAAGUCUGGUAGUUGUUUUUCUCUUUGACAUCUAGUGGGAGGGUGUUCCACAGGGUGGGUGCCAUUACCGAGAAGGCCCUCUGCCUAGUUCCCUGUAACUUCCUAGUUUUGUGUGUUAGGUUUUGCUUCCUAUCUACACCUUGUACUCUUCAGCAGUUUUCUUCUACAAAAAGUUACAGCAGAAGAGAGCCUUGCUGUAAGAGAAUCUUAUUUGUCACACCGGCGCUAUUCAUUUUGAUCAAAAUGGCUUCCAGAGUUGAUCAAAACAUCAAUUACUAGUAGUAAGAAGUGAAUGAUUCUAUGGAGAAAACAAUGAGAUGCUAUUUAGGGGCUAAUGUUUGAGUCUCUAGUAUGGACAUGUGGAAAAAAUGCAUUAUAAAAAUUCCUAGCAAAGGAAUGAAUUGUACAAUAUAUGCUCUAUAAUCAGUUGGCAUUGCUUCCGCUGUCAGAUAUCUAAAGGCAGAUUUGUAUGCCCUGAUAAUAAACUUUUAAUACUAAAAAUAUAAGCAUGACCACUGCCAUUAAAUAACAAGAAUAACAAUAACAACAAUAAUAACUUGUUUUCACAUUUUAUUUCUAACUUUGUUGUAUCUUUCUCUUGGGUUUGAACAGAUUGGUUAAGGUUGUGUCAGUCAUAGUUUCAGCGGUUCUGAUGUUAAAUGAAAACAUGGAUAACUGAAGAUUUUCUGGAUUAAUUGCAGCACUCCAAGAAGGCAGGAGGGAAGCAAGCACGGCGCAUGCCCUCACAAGGCUUCUGUAUAUCUUGUCCCAAUAAGCUGAAAUAGGUACAUUGAAACUGGGCCGUUGUGUGGAUUUGCUCACAGCUCCCAUGUAAAGAUAACUCCGUGAAGGAGAAUUUUGUUUUCAAAAGUUUUGUGUGAGAGUCCACAUUUCCAUUGUACCUCUGAUUUUGAAUUUUGUAUAUGACUGAGCCCAUGUUUUCCAUAACGGCUAGUGCAGUGUCUCCUCUGGAGGGCACCAGAUUUAUUAUGGAGCCUAGCUAUUCGACCACCUCUCAGAGGCCAGGUCUGCUGAAGGCACAAAUCUUUCCCAGCUUUUACAGCAGCCUGAAUUCUUUUAUCCAAGACCAGUGUUUCCUUCCCUUUAUAUCCCUUUCUUGCAGUGUCUAGUAUAUUCCUGCCUGACAUUAAUAUGGGUGGAAAUCAACAGACUGAAACUAAAGCACAUUAUGGACUAUAUCCUGUGUCUUCAGAAACACUUCCUCAUUACAUUCAGCACAUCAGUACUUGUUUGUGACACAGUGAAUCCCCAAAGGCUCGAUUCAGAACAUCUGUGUAGGUAACAGGAUGAUUUCACUGAUUGUCUGGUCUUUUAAAACAUUUACAUUGUUAUGUUACAGCACGUAAAGCCAUGAAGAAUGGGAAAUCCCCAGUUAUUAUUGAUAAUACCAACGUCCACGCUUGGGAAAUGAAGCCAUAUGUGAUAAUGGUAGGGGAAACUGACCUGUUGUCAUUCUUAAUAUUUAGCCAUGGGUUCCAAAAAUGAGCAGAUAAUCCUGCUAUUUGCUAUCAAGAAAGGCGGGAAAAUGGCAAGAACUUCUAAUGUGCUUAACAUUUUUUUCAAACAUUACUUUUCUUUCACAGAUUUUGCCCAAGCCCUGGAACAUUUUUUUGUGCCACAACUGGAUUUAUUUCUACCCCCUCUUGCUCCCUUCUUCUUUGGGUUCCGUCUAGUCCAGGCAUGUCCAAAAUCUGUUUCCGGGGAGGGGGGGUCUAAUCUGGCCCACUGGUCGGUUUAAUCCGGCCCCUGUGGCAGUCUAUCUCCUGGGUUAAAAUCCUAAAAAAACUUGACAACUUCAAUCCUAAAAAAAGGUCAGCUACUUCGGUCGGCCCUCACGCAUGUUCACUUCAUCAAAUCUGGCCCUCUUUGAAAAACGUUUGGGCACCCCUGGUAGUCAUUGUGUUUUCCUUUCAAGGUUAGGUCACUUAACAUUAUCUGACUCUUAGAAACCACUAAUGGUCCUAAUCUUUUGCACAAUACGUGGCUGGAUGUGCCAGUAAAAUGCUGAUCUUCCAUAUGGUCUGGUUUUUAAGCCUCAAUGAGCAUAGACCAUGCAGUCUGUGUGAUCAGCUUUCUGAUCUUGCAUAUGAAACUACCUUUUGCAGAACCAAACCACUGGCUAAUCAUAUUAUUGGUUCUGACUGGUGAAAGCUUUCCAAGAUACAGCCAGUCGCCCAAGAACCAUUUAACUAGACAUGCCAGGGAUCUUCUGUAGGCAAAGCAUGUUCUGUGCCGAGGGGCUAUGGGACAGCAUCCUUCAAGUCAGAAAGAGUGUCACUUUCUUUAUAUUAUAUGAUUCUUCUUUUCUGAAUUGAGCAUGCUCUGUAACUCUUAGGUUGCAGGGGGGACAUGAGUACCUUUCCUCCAGAUUGCAUUGUUGCUGCUGGGAUCCUAGUUCUCAAACUGCAGUUAGUGUACGCUUGCCUCCAGCUAACAUCUGGAGAUGGUUUGGUGACUGUGCUGGGAACCUGGUAGGAUAGUGUCUAUCACUCAUAAUGAGAUGUGCUUUCUGCCCCUGCUUCUGUAUAACUUUUGGUAUAUUUUUGCUGUAGUUCAAAAUCACUUGAAAAAAAUCACCUUGGAAUCUGACUCUAGAAUUAGGUCAGUCUGCUAAUUUCCCUUUCUUUGUGUGUGGUUAAUAUAACUUGGACAGCUUCUAAAUUAUUAAUGAAGCAACUAUUUCAACAUCCGUAGCUCAUCACCUGUGUUAAGAGCACAUAAUUUGCUGUACUAUUGCAUGGCUUUGCUGUUUUUCUUGAGAAGGAAUGUUUGUCAGAAGUGGGCAAUAUGUGAUAGUGUUGUAAAUUGUUGCAAUCUUCUUUUCUAACUUACCUUGGCAACCUUUAUGUUUAGAGAUCUUGUGGAAUUAAAAGAGGUAAAUUAUUUUGAACUGCGGGGCAGCACAAAAUUUUGAGAUUUACUGACUUGACAGAUAAAUGGUAUUAAUAGUGUGGCCAUGUUGCACUGAACCACAGUCUCACUAGAGUUUAAGGCUAAUGAUAUAUGCUUUAUUAUACUUUUUUAUUUUUAUACUUUGUUAUGUUGUGCAUAUGUCAGUCAUGAAAGGUAGCUUUAUAUUGUGACUUGAUUACAAAUUCAGUACUCUUUCACAUCAGGCACUUGAACACAGCUAUGAAGUUCUUUUUCGAGAGCCAGAUACACACUGGAAAUUCAAUGUUCGGGAACUAACCAGGUAUAGUUUUUUGGCUUAUGUUUUUAGCUGUUAUGAGAAUACAAGUGAUACCUGCAACAAAACAUUGCACUAUAGCAUAACCUCUAACAGGAGCUCACCUGUUCAGAAUGCCAGCUAGCCAUGCCCUCUUGCAGAAUCUUCCAUUCUAUCCCCAGAUCUGUUCUGCUUUUUCAUCUGAUGCACAACCUUUCAUUGCUGUGCACCAUUGGUCAGUCCUUACUGGUCUGUUUUUUUGCCUCCUUGGAUUUUUUUUAAAGUACUUCUGCAAAACUUUGGGGUCUGUGGAGCAUGCAGAUACCUCUGAAGGUGAAGUGAUUUCUCCCUUUUGAGGGUCUGUGGCUGGAAAGUCAGUUGCCAUGGAGAGAGUUAAGUCAAGAAAGACUUUAUUUUAUGAUCGCAAAAGGUGGGAGUACUGUUGUAACCAUAUUUAUAGUCUUCUCAAAGAUAGGAAGAAUUCAAAACAACCAACCACGACAUUGCAUAGGGUAUAUAACCUUUUAUGGCAUAUUACAUACACUAACCACCUUUUGGACAUGCGUACUGUAGUGCAGUCAGGCAGUCUUCAGCAUGUUCCCUGCAUGAUCAACGAGUGGAUAGUUGCUCAUAUAUCAUUUCUUAUCUAGCAUUUCCCCAGCAAUAACUCAAUCUCCCCUUUAUUUAUUCUUUCCCUUGUAAAGCUAGAUAUUUUUACACAGCCAGCUCAUCCUGUAACACGAACCACUUCCUUUUCUUGUCAUUCUCUUCCUUUAUUGACAAUCUGCAAUUCAAGCAAACAGGGCAAUUCUCAAUGAGGGAUUUUAUUUUUUCCUUUAUUAAUAAAAAUUUCCCUUUAGCCCCCGCUUGUAUGUCUGUGGCCCCAUUUUGGCUUUCCUUUUGUCAGGACUAAUCACCUGUGAUAGCUAGUAGAUGGAUGAGUGGGACCUGCAACAGCGUGUUACAGUGUGGGGUACCGCUAUAAUCGGUACUGCGCUCCUCAUUUUCUCUUUGCUAUUAGAGGGAAUAGUUCCCCUUAACCUCUUAGGUCUCAUAUCCACAGUGCUGUUCCAAACCAUGAACACACAUUAAUGGAUUAAUUUGUGAACUAGGUUGUCAUGAAAAUGGAAGGAGCAGUAAACAUGAUUGCUGGUAUUCACAUGCUGUUUGGAUAUGUAGCUAACUAAAUAUACUUACCUAUAUGUUUACAUUUAUUCCAUAGGCGGAAUGGCCAUGGUGUUCCACGAGAAACAAUACAGAGGAUGAAGGAGCAAUAUGAGCAUGAUGUUACCUUUCAUGAUGUGCUUCAUUCAGAAGAACCAGCCAGACAUUUCAGUAGAUCCUAUGGCGUUUACGAUACUGGUUAUUCCCAUGUGAACUCAACAUUCCCCAACAGAAGAGCUAACAGCAACCCCAGAAAUGAAAGAUCAUUUAGUAGGAGAAAUGAUUUCUACCGGGUAUUUUAGAGUUUUUAAUCAAGUUGUAUAAAAUUUUGUUUUAUACCUUCAGGAAUUCUGUACUUAAAAUAUUUGUAUUUUUCUAUUGACCUAGAUUUAGUUCUUAAUUCUCCAUAUAUUCUUUUGGAGGUUAAAAACCCUGUUUUACUAUUCUUCUGAUGCAGAUUAUAUUUCUUCACUCAUGUUUACACCUGGCUAUAUAUAUAUAUAUAUAUGUAUGUGUGUGUGUGUGUGUGUGUGUGUGUGUUGUACACACACACACACACACACACAGUUUUGACAGGAUGACUCACACUUAGGAGUGUAAACAUAAUGAAGAACCCACAGUAAUUUUUAGCGGCAACAUAGAAAAGGAUCUCCAUGUCAUUGUGCUCAUAUACUAUGGGGGACAAGGAACUGGCAUCCCUGUGCAGAUCGCGCUAAUAGUGGUGCUAUACAAUUUUGGUCCUGGUAAGGAUGCACACAAAUGAUAUUUCAUAUCAUUAGUGUGCCAUAGCUAAUCAUAGUAUAGUGCAACAGUUAUAACUCUAAUUCCCCUGACUUCUAUCAAUUGUUCAGUAUACAAGGUUGUGGGAAUGUAAACAGAUUUCCUUCCAUAAAUAUUGACACAAUAAUUAAUUUUACAGUAUAAAAAAUUAAAAUGUUAAUUUUAAAACCUAGGUACAGAAGAAACUAAGUUAUAGAUCUGUAUUUCAUAGGACCACCUUCUUUUCUACGUUCCAUAUUAAUGUAGCUUCAUUUUUAUGACAUUUACCUUCUUUGACACAGCUGCUUCUCUACUUUGCAGUUUACCUCCUUUUUUACAUCAUGUAGAUUUCCUUUCUUGCUGAAACCAAUGAGGAGCUUUAUUUAGACCCCCAUUUGUUGUCAUUGCUCACCCUAUUUUUUAUUAUUAUGAUUCCUGAAACACACACCAAAUAGUUUGCAACCGUAGGAACAAUUCAGGGAAGAGGCAUAAUCUUGACAACAGUUUAGUUUUUCUCUGUUCCACAGUAAGAGUUGGGUAGUCCUCAAUUUCCUGUUUGGUAGUAGCAUAUGCCAAAGGUGGGUAGACCAAGGAAACCUGCCUAAAUUCAGUGGAACAUUAGAACUAGAGAUUAAUUGGCACCCUUGUGACUGUUGUUAACACUCAGUCCCAAGUGUUAUUUGUGCCUUUUUGCAGCCUGCUAGUUUAAUUUCUCUAGUCUCUGCGCUUUUUCUCUUCAUCUAAUUGUUUCCACAGAUCAGAUACUACUCGGUAUAUUUGCUUAAUCAUUCCGUCUAAAAGCUCUUCAAGGGUAGGUACUUACUGAAACUACAGUGGUACCUUGGGUUAAGUGCUUAAUUCGUUCCAGAGGUCCGUUCUUAACCUGAAACUGUUCUUAACCUGAAGCACCACUUUAGCUAAUGGGGCCUCCCGCUGCUGCCGUGCCGCCGGAGCACGAUUUCUGUUCUCAUCCUGAAGCAAAGUUCUUAACCUGAAGCACUAUUUCUGAGUCUGUAAGCUGAAGCGUAUGUAACCCGAGGUACCACAGUAGUAAAGAGUGAUGUAAAAGUAAGAUAGUAGAGUUACAAGCAAGAUAACUAUCCAAUAACUAUGUUAACAUCAAAUGCUUUAAAAUUGAUUGCUGGCUUUAAAAAACAAAACAAAACUAAUCUACUUGCAUUCCUACAGCCUGAUUCAGGUGUUUGUCCUCUCCAAUCUAAACAAACAUGGGUAUGUAUGUGCCUCCAAGCCCUGCAUCCUCUGGACCAUAUCUUGAGUCCUCCACAAGUUUGAGGGUGAAGGUAUGAAGUGGGGGCCAUUCUCCUCCCUUUGCACAAUUGGUUCUAAAAUUGCACAAGUAAUGGAAACUCUGUUCUUCAGACCUUUGCCUUCAAACUCACUGAGGCCUGUUAACACAAUAAAGGUGACAUAGUGGAAGGAUGUUUUUUGUCAGAGUAGCCUUACUGCCCACAUAGGCUUCUUUACACAAGAGGAGACAAAACACCGAAAUAGGGCUAUAACAAACAUAAGGUUUGUAUGUUUUGGAUAUGUUUGGCCUUGAACCAUUGUGAUUGCUAUGCAAAAAUAAACAAGGGAAUCAAAUUAUAUUGACUGCAUGUUUUGAACUGUACACUGGAGUUCUAAAAAUAUACAGUGCCUUCAUUAAAGUUAGUUAUUGCUGAACUAGUUCCAUAACUUUGAAUGUGCUUCUGCGCAACAUGACAGGAUUUUAAAAAUUUACAGCCAUUCUUACUGGAUUCUUCAUAAUCUAUUCGGUAGAGCAUACAUAAUCACACUAAGCUUUAUUCUGAAUUGAAAUGAGUAAUACACAGACAAGCCUGUACAAAACACUUAUAACAUUUACAAAGAUUGCUUAAAUAUUUAAAUGUACAGGGACAUUUAUAAGUACUUUCCUUUGUCUUUGGAAUUUCAUCUGCACAGCUAAUGGAAGUAUUUGUUCCAUUUGUCUCCUUUGUAGCAGCCUCAGUAUUCUCCUUACAGUCCUGCAAUAUAUCUGUUUUACCAGAAUAUUGGAAUUAUUCCUUACUAAAAGGCUGACAGGAAGAGCCGUGGGUAUGGAAUACACAAUUGUACCCACCAAAUUAACCUGUAUCUUCUGGAAAACUACUUACGAGGGCUUGUGUAUUUAUCAUUGCAAGCUCCUCGUCAGCAACAAAAUUAUUUUCAAGAGGAGAACCAGUCUCACUAGACCCUCUCAGGGCAGAUUUUUUAUUAUAACAUGCUGUUCUUUUCAGUGACUUUUCAAGUUGAGUGCCGGAACUUCGGGGGGGCUGAAAUGCCCUUUUCAGAGAUGGAGAAAUAAAUAUACAGUUGGUCUUCACUGGUGGUGGGGAAGGUACUCGACUAAGCAGGUCCAUUGCUCUUCUUUUCUUACAGUUCCUAGGGGUUUCUUGUAGUUCCACUGUUGUUUUUGCUGACCCUAGAGAUACCGGUGGCUUUGAAUCUAGCUUCCCAAGUGACAAAGGACUCUGAUGCCAUAGUCCACUGCUAGGAGUUGCAAUCUAAUUAAAAGGGGGGGGGGGGAGAGAAAACUAAGCUUAAAUUCUGUCAGUGACUACUGCCAUUCAAAGACAUCUGAACUAAUCAUUACUCCAUCACCAUCCUUGAGGUAUUUGUACUUACUUGAGAUGGUUAAAUAUGCUGGCUGAUAUUUAAGUUGAUUAUACUGGUAAAUAUAAUCAUCAUAAUAGAUUAAUAAAAACUUACGGAAUGUUU
Molecule: messenger RNA, 12289 nt
Organism: Podarcis lilfordi (Lilford's wall lizard)
Lineage: Eukaryota; Metazoa; Chordata; Lepidosauria; Squamata; Lacertidae
Source: the annotation of a GenBank genome assembly